Prionailurus viverrinus (fishing cat) is the source of this 2051-nucleotide messenger RNA. It is a transcript of the gene CD1H11orf24, whose product is annotated as chromosome D1 C11orf24 homolog. The coding region runs from base 159 to 1757 and encodes 532 amino acids. Lineage: Eukaryota; Metazoa; Chordata; Mammalia; Carnivora; Felidae. The record is from RefSeq and is a predicted model, not a curated record. Gene Ontology annotation, cellular component: Golgi apparatus. The transcript is spliced from 4 exons.
UUCCGGGGCGGUCCGGGCGGGGCCCGAGCUAGGGCUGCUGCCCCGAGCAGUCCUGGCUCGCGGGCGAUGCUCUGCUGCCGGCCACGUCUCCACGCCGGGCCGCGGGCACUUCCCCGCCGUCCGACGGCCGCCCGGCCGCCGCAGGCCUGCCGCGCCGGAUGCGUCUGCUAACAGAGCGGGGCAUCUGCCCAUGUCGCCCAUGUGCCCCAGAGCAUGCCGUGGCCUGGGGCUCUGCCUCCUCGCUGCUCUCGCGCCCCGCACAGCCAGACCUCGCCCGGCGAGCGCACGGUGCCAAGCCCGCAGCUCUCCACGGAGGAAGAUGGCCCAGCCCGGGAGCACGCCCUGAGCGGCUGCCUCUAGUGAGUGUCCACGGCCCUGCCCGCGGGGCCACCUGCCUGGUGUCGGGACGGCGAGCCCGGAGGGGGCCCCGAGAGGGCUUUACCACGGAGUGGGAAAAGGAAGAGAGCAAAAGGGAAAGACAGCGAAGCCCCGAGGGGGGCCUGUUCGCAGAUCCUUCAGCCCGGCAGCAGGGAAUUGUUAGCAGCCUGAGGAGUGGCCAGCUGGGAACCUCAGGGACCGCCCAGCCUUGCUCCUGGCUCACCCACAAGAUGUGGACAGCCCUUGUGCUCGUUUGGAUUUCCUCCUUGUCCUUAUCUGAAAGCAAAGCGCCAUCCCAGGAUCUACGGCACCUAGUCUCUAGCCAGACAGCUAAUUCAGCCAAGAAUGCCUCGGUGACGGCGGCUGCAAGAGUCCUUAAUGACACGUCUGGAACGAUGACCGUGCUGACGCCUCCUGUCACACUGACCACAGGGACUCUGGGGACCGACCCCAGCUCUCCUGCAGUCACAGCAGGGAGCACAUUCAGGACAGACACAGCUGGCCCGGCAGCCUCCGGGGGACCCUCACCAGCUUCGGCGGCGUCGACACAGCGGACCCCGUCCUCCGCGACCGCUCCCGGCGCAGCCCCCGCGCCGGCCCCGAGUGUCAGCCCGCUGCCAAGAACGACGGCGCCCGCGACGUCGGCCACCGUUGCUCGGACCACAGCUGGCCCCACAGCAAGUGCCAGCGCCCCGACAGGCACGCGCGGCCCCCCCGUAGCCAGCCCCGCGCCCCCCACGAGUCCCCAAGCGCUUGACGUGUCCACACGAGGCCCCGCCGUCCGGACGUCGACGGCCCGGCCCGGGGCUGGCACAAGUGGGCCCACGCCCACCCUCGCCGACACAACCCCAGAGCCCACCCGCCCAUCCACGGCUCCCGUGUCCACCACAGCGGUGACCGCCACCGAGGCCCAGGCCCGGGAGCCGGCUGCCAGCACGCCGCCGGCACCGGCCUCUGACUCCACCCCCACCCCCAAGGUGGAGGCCACGGCCCCCGCGACGCGGCCAGGCCCCGCGCCGUCUACCCGGGGAGCUGCGGGCCCAGACACGCCCCGGACGCCGGAGCAGGUGCGGCCCGAAACCCCGCCCGGUACCGCGUCCACCGCCCCGACACCCGGGAGCUCGGGGGGCUCCCAGGUGCCAGCCUCGGCCCCGUGCCCGCUGAGCACGCAGGGCCCGUACCUGGUGGUCACCACCCGGCCCCUUCCCCAGGCUCUGGUGAACAAAAGUUUCCUGCUGGCGGUGCUCUUGCUCGGGGUGACCCUCUUCGUCGUAGUCUUGGUUCUGCUGGGCCUGCAAGCCUACGAGAGCUACAGGAAGAAGGAGUACACGCAGGUGGACUAUCUGAUCAACGGGAUGUACGCGGACUCCGAGAUGUGAGGGGCCCGGGAGGCGGGGCCCGGGAGGCCGAGCCCGCCCCCCUUCCGUCUCGCCUCCGAGACCAAAUCCAGCGCUUCCAGAUUCUUUUGGUGCAAUUGGGACGAGUGCCGGACGCUUAAGCGUAUCUACUUGCUGUCGGAUUGACUCCACGAGCCCUCGAGAGUUGCUUUGUUCAUAUUUAUUUUUGUAAACAAUCAUGUCAACGGAGCGGGCAGUGGCCCCGCCACGGGCAGGCCUGGCAGGGCCCCGGUGGGGAUCCUGACCAGAAUUAAAGCAACGACUGCUUUCCGUUCA